ACAGUGCAACGAUUUCUGAGUGUCUGAGGGAAUUGAAAAUCGUUGCAUCCCAGGCUGUCUAAUUUUGUUGUUUUAUUGUUUUGAAAGGGAAGAUGUCUGACGCAGCUGACUCAGGUGCGGGAAAGGUAGAGGUAGUAGUCAAGGAGGAAGAGAAACCUUCCCCCUCUACUCCUCCCCCUCUCCCUCUCACCCCUGCUCAGCGGCGCAAGAGGGAAAUUCAGGAAAAACUGCGAGAGCAACAGGCGCUGCUCGCAGAGGCAGAGAGACAGGAGGCGGCUGAGUUGGAAGCUGCAACAGACGCCUCUAGAAAAGAGUUUCUGCUGCAGCAAGCUGAGAAGACCAUGGCUGACGAGAGGGUGGCCCAGUGUACAAAGUACUUGGCUGAGCUCGUGAUUCUGCAGAACAAAAUCACAGCCAGCCACUUCACUAAUUGGGAUGAGCGGAUCCAGCGGUUGGAAACCAGGGUAAGCGACCUGGGAACUCAGCAGUCUAAGAUCCUGGAUGCUAUCCAGAAUCUGACAGCUCAAUUAACAGCAGCCAACCUGAUCACUCCUUUGGUCCCUGUGGUCCCCUCUCCAAAACCCAAAAAAACUUCUCAACCUUCUUCACCUCCCGGAUCUCCUCAAAGUUCCCACAAGUCAUCUCCCUCUGUCUCCUCCCAGGCUAAAGCCAAAUCUCCUCCCACUUUCGCUGCUGUAGUUGCGGGGGAUCAGCGAGGACCCAAGAUCCCUGCACCCAACAAAUUUAAGGGCGAUGACCCUAAGAUUGAUGUUGGGGACUGGGCAGCAGGAACCCGGGCCUACUUGAAGGGGUUCCAGUGCCCAGAACAGCAGAGAGUGGCCACCGUUGUGGGGCUGCUGGAGGGCCCAGCCCAAAAAUGGGCUACAUCUACAGCCAGCGCCCAGUCACAAACAUUGGAGGACUGGGCCCUAGCCCUGGGAGUGGAUAAACUUCUACAGGUCCUGGAGGACAGGUUUGCAGACAAGGAACGCGCGCGUAAGGCUGCUGACAAGAUCGUACGCCUUGGACAACAACGUUACAGCGGCAGUCUGCAGGCCCUCUUCGCUGAAUAUGAGCAGCUCACCUCCACCCCUGGAUUAGUUAUGUCUGCUGAUGAUCUGCUAACUAACUUUUGCAGGGCUGCGCCUGAGAAGUUCUCAGUUGCAUUGUACAGCGCAGGGCAUAAAGAUUGGAGGUCAUUCGGCCGCGCAGCACUGGACAUGGAGGCCAAACUUCAUGUCCAGGCACCUUCCAGUGACAGGAAGAAAGGCGCUUUCCCUCGCGGUGGUAGAAGGGGAAAAGCGGCCUUUGCCCACGCAGGAUCUGCGUCAUCAUCUAAUGCAGGAUCCCAGCCUGGUACACCGCCAGGUGGGACUGCAGCAGCUGCUGUCACAGAUGUUGCAGCGGCCAUGCAGCAGCUGCAGGCUGCGCUGGGGGCCUUCCAGAAGGCCGGGUCUUCCUCCAGCACAGCCUCCAGCAGCAAGGGGAAGAGCCAGGGACGUCGCUCUUCAACCACUGCCCGGCGCCCUAACUUGCCACGUGACGUUCGUUUCCCAACAGACCCUCUCAACCCCAACACUCUCCCAUGGCAUGAUCUGAAGAUCCAGGAGGGAGUGUGGAGGAAGAGGAAGGAGAGAGGAGUCUGCUUGAGCAGAAUCAAAGGGUUGCUGGACUGUGGAUCCACCCGAAAUUUCAUGUCUCCCAGUGCAGUCAAAAAACUGCAUCUGGGCAUCAAAGUGGUGCAACUGCAGCAACCGCUGCAGGUCAGGAUAGGUGACUCCACUGUACUGACUAUCAAGGAGAAGGUAAGGGGCAUCCCUGUGACCUUCGACAGUGAUGCAGAAGUCAGACACAGUCUGAGCUUCUACAUAUUCCCUGAUCUACCCUUUGAYCUGGUUUUCUCCAUGCAGUGGCUGAAAGCAGUCAACCCAAGGAUCGACUGGCAGAUCCCCAAGGUUGAGCAGCCAAACAGCAAGGGGGUGUAUCAACCAUGUAUGAUUGCAGCAGCUGACCGCCACCCUAAGACCUCCUGCUUCUGCCUGAGAGCGAGAGAGUUCUAUUUUCUCUCACGCCAAUACGAUCAUGAGCGUCUGUUUAUAGCUCUGAUCAAGCAAACAGACGCCCCCAUCACUUCCUGUCCUCCUGAGAUACAGCAGGUAGUCGACCAGUAUGCUGAUCUGAUGCAGGAGCCCUUUGGAUUACCCAACCGGCCAACCAAGCAUCACAUUGAGCUGCUGCCAGGAGCGGUCCCUCCCAAGGGCCGCAUCUACAGGAUGUCCCCUGCUGAGCUUGAGGAGCUCAGACGACAGCUUGAGACCCUGACCAGCAAGGGCUGGAUCAGGCCCAACACUUCUGAAUUCGGUGCCCCAGUCCUCUUUGUUCCAAAGGGGAGUGGCGAGUUCAGAAUGUGCAUCGACUACMGGGGUCUCAACAAGAUCACUAGGAAGAGUACAAAGCCACUUCCUAGGAUCGAUGACCUUCUGGAUAUGGUCCAAGGAUGCACCAUUUUCAGCAAAGUCGACCUCAAGUCUGGCUAUCACCAGAUUGAGAUGCCAGAGGAGGAUGUCCACAAGACAGCCUUCAAAACCAGAUAUGGUACUUAUGAGUAUCUGGUUAUGCCAUUUGGACUUUGCAAUGCACCUGGCACAUUCCAAACAGAGAUGCACCGCAUCUUCAGGCCGUACCUGGAUAAGUUUAUGGUUGUCUACCUGGAUGAUAUCCUGGUAUUCGGCAAAACUACCAGGGAACAUGCGGAGCACCUGGCUCUGGUUCUUCAGUUGUUACGUGACAGCCAGUACAAGAUUAACAGGGAGAAGUCCUCCUUUGGAGUUCCCUCUGUCAUCUACCUGGCCUUGACUCGUGCACCUGUUUUGAAGUUACCUGACCCCACUUUGCCAUUUGUCCUGACCAUUGAUGCCAGUCAGUAUGGCAUUGGGGCAGUACUUCAGCAGGAUGAUGGGAAUGGUCUGAGACCUGUUGAAUUCAUGAGUAAGAAGAUCAAGACUCAGAAGCUUCAGGACUCUACCUACGAGAAAGAGCUAUAUGCUCUUGUCAAUGCCCUGAAACAUUGGAAACACUUUCUCCUGGGCAGGCACUUCAAGAUCAUCUCUGAUCAUUCCACUUUGCAGUGGUUGAAGUCCCAGGGAGAGUUGAAUGACAAAUUGGCACGCUAUAUUCAGUUCAUCGAUCUGUUUGACUUUGAAUUGAAGCACAAGAAGGGCUGUUACAACAAAGUAGCAGACGCCCUCUCUCGUAGGCCUGAUUCUUUUGCGCUGAUCUCCUCUACUCACUCCUUUGGAGAGGAGGUCCGUCAGACCAUUACUCGCCUACUGCCUCAGGAUCCGACUUAUGGACCCAUCAUCAGGAAUCUACAAGCAGAUCCCAAUUCUGAACCUGGCUAUGCUAUGAGUUCAGAUCUGUUGUACACCUACAGCAGAGGAGAGGAGCACUUAUGUAUUCCUGAGGAUCAGCAGCUGAGGACACUGCUGAUGUCAGAGUGCCACGAUGCGCGUGGACACUUCGGGUUCUUAAAGUCGUAUGCAGCCCUGUCGCAACGCUUCUUCUGGAAGGAGAUGCGGAGUGAUAUGCUGCGUUAUGUGGAAACCUAGUUCAUCCCCUUACCAGAGGUGGCGAGGGUCCCGGCUGUGAGAGCAGCCUUUUCUGAGAGGUGGAUCACGCACCAUGGACCGCCCACUUCUAUUGUCAGCGAUCSAGAUCCCCGAUUCUGCAGCGAUGAGUGGCAGUCCUAUUGCAAGGACUACCUGCACUCACGUCUGGACAUGACUUCUGGUCGUCAUCCUGAAGCCAAUGGAUUGGCUGAAGUGAUGAACCAAGUCCUAUUCCAGCUGCUGCGGCCUGUCAUCUCGCCAGAUCAACAGGACUGGGAUCUCCACUUAGCGAGGGCACAGCUCAUGUAUAACAUGUCUGUCCACUCCUCGACAGGGUUCAGUCCCUACCGAUUACAUUGGGGACGUGAACCACAACAACCUCUCGAUGAUAUCAUCGAUAAGGCUAAGCCUGAUCUGACAGAGUUCGCCAGACGCUAUCGUCUGGAUGUGGAAAGAGCCCGCACGAACUUGUUCAAAGCCCAAAAGGCUAUGAUUGAACAAGCUAAUCGCCACAGGCGGCCUUCCCCCAUCCGCACUGGUAUUCAUGUCUGGGUGGCCAGCUCUGAGCUGUCGAGGGAGGAGGACAUCUCCUCCAAGCUGUUGCCACGUUACCUGGGUCUAUGGCAGGUCCUAGAUACAGUGGGCGCUGAUUCCUUCGGUCCGUCGUAUGUCAUCGACGUCCCGCUGCAUCUACGUACCUACCCGGUCUUCCAUGCAUCCAAGCUGCUGCCUUUCACUCCAGCUGAUGCCUUCCCCGACCGGCCCCCUCAGUUCGGUCCACCAAUCCCUGGUAAGGGAUACGACAUUGACCGAAUUGAGGAUGAGUGGGGCACAGGCCCCGAUCGACAGUAUCUUGUCAGGUUCGCGUUCCAGCCACCUUCAGAGAGCCGAUGGUUCUACAGGAAGGACCUGGUCAAGACAGCAAAGUCUAUUGUUCGGCGCUAUGAAGCGGCCCAGAAGGGAACCGGACUGAGGCUCCCCAGAAUGGAUAAGGAGCGCAAUGUAUCAGUAUGGGUCGUGCGAGCAUGCUCUUAUGACAGACAGCCUGAGGAUGGAAAGUGUGUCUGCAACCGAGGGUGGACCGGUGAAGCUUGUGAGGUACCAAGAGCAUGUGGCACGCGUGUUGAUGUGGAUGGAAAUUGCUGCCCAUCAGGCAUUAUCAACAUAAAUCAAAAAUGCUGUAGCUCCACACAAGCACUGCUAGACAAGGAUGGUGCAUGCUGUGAGAGCGGAAAUGUGGAUGUUUGCGGGAUUUGCGGUGGCAAAGCCAGGAUGGUGGACUCUCUUGGGGCAUGCUGUGAUACGGUGAGGGAUGAAGCUGGUAUUUGCUGUCGAAGUGGCAUCUUGGACGAGUGCUUAGUAUGUGAUGGGGAUGGCAGCAGUUGUGCCACAAAGGUUUCCGCCACCAUCACGGUGGAGAGCAUAGAUAUCAUCAACAAACAUCUUUCAUUUGCCAGCUCAUACGUUGAGAGCCUCAUUCUCCUCAAGAUUGGCCAACUUGUUGGAGUUGAUUAUGGAGCAGUCACCAUGGACAGCAUUGGCGUAAAACCAGUUUACUCUGAAGAAGGCUUUGCCAUCGAUUUCAACUUUACGAUCUCAGCUGUUGGGAUGAUCAAAGGUGCCAUUGCCCGACAGCAGGCGAAAAUUCAGGAGGCUCUAGAAAAAGCAAUCACACCUGCUCGACCAAUUUCUUUUGCUUUCACAAUUAACCCUAAUCAGACUGCAGGUGAAAAUGGUACCAUACUGCGGACAUUCUCAGUGUCACAGGCUCCUUGGCCAUCCACGGCGAAUGGACUGACUGCCUCGGCAGCAGAAGCUGAGGAGAGGGCAAGGCUCAUACCAUUCGCUUCGCUUAUAGAGGUUCGGCGUGUUUGGCGAAUCGGCAUCUGUGGGAAUGGAGUUUGUGAGAUUGGUGAGCGGUGUUUGCCCAACGGGAGGAUAGCUGCGGAUGCCAACAUUUCGAUCUACUGUUGUUUACAGGACUGUCCAUUUGUUCCCACCCCCUGCCCCAGUGGGAGUCUGAAUCUGCAGAGUGAAUGGAAGCAGCGCGCGGAGCUGCCGUGCGACGGAAAUGGCAGGUGUUUGGACGCCACAGGCGUCUGUGACUGUUUCACAGGCCACACAGGUGCAGCCUGUUCAGAAUGCAUUCCCGGCUGGACGCUUGCGCCAGCAGAGCAGACGUGUGUCAAGCUGAUGACAUCAGCUGAGGCCAUCCGUAAAUUCAAGCCUCCAACACCUCCCCUCCCCUCCAAUCUGGCAAAUGACAGUGACGUCAAUCUUGAAGGCGUCGAUCUGAUGAAACAACCCACGAACCAGCAGGGCGAAGCUGGCGGGAUUGGCCUGUUCACCGUCUUGCUCGGUUUGAUAGGGCUGUUGAGCAUGUACUCGGUGAUUCGCGUCCAACGAGAUGCUCUGAAAGCGGAAGAAUAUCAUGAUUUUUUGCUUAAUGAAGAGAUUGAACUCAAGGUUGGCAGCGUGAAGCUCAAAUCGACAGGUGUCAGCAGCCCGACACCACCAGAGCGAAAAACUGUCAGAAAGGGCAAACGUAUGAGCGUCACAUUUCAGCAACCAUGAAAAGAGACUCGAUGGGAGGGAAGGGCCUCAGGCCAGAUC
Molecule: messenger RNA, 6221 nt
Organism: Chara braunii
Lineage: Eukaryota; Viridiplantae; Streptophyta; Charophyceae; Charales; Characeae
Source: the annotation of a GenBank genome assembly